AAUCGCUAUUUCCCCACCUCUAAUAAAAAUAAAAACAAUUAGUAAUAGUUAAAUUCUUUAGCAAAAUUAACAAAAAUGCGUCGUCGCGUGGGCCUGGGCGCCAUUCAGCAACAAAAAUUAGCUGCCGAAAAGUACAAGGACAAGGGCACCGACCUGCAGGAAUCACAACUCGAACAAAUGACCAAACAAAUGGAAGUUUUUCGCGUUAAACUCGAGGAAUUUGCGAUGAAGCACAAGGAGGACAUACGCAAGAACUCACAGUUUCGCCGGCAGUUCCAGGAGAUGUGCGCUGCCAUUGGCGUAGAUCCUCUGGCCACCGGCAAGGGCUUCUGGAGUGUCCUGGGCAUGGGUGACUUUUACUACGAGCUGGGGGUUCAGGUGGUGGAAGUGUGCCUGGCGGCGAAUCACAAGACAGGCGGGCUCAUGGAACUGGAUGAGCUGAGAAGGCGGCUAAUAGCGGCUAGGGGACAAAGCGCAGUGCAUCAGGAGAUUACCAAGGAGGACAUAUUGAUGGCGGCCAAAAAACUAAGCAUCUUUGGGAAUGGAUUUGUGGUCCACAAACUGGGCAAGGGCAAGUACAUGGUCCAGUCCAUACCCGGUGAGCUGAGCAUGGAGGAGACCAACAUACUGAAUGCAGCCUCCAAUACCGAACAGGGUUGUGUCACACAAAGUCAACUUAUAAGGGAUUUGGGCUGGUCUGACUACCGCACGCAGCAAUCCCUGGACAAGGUCCUGGGCGAGGGUCUCUGCUGGAUAGAUAAGCAGGCGGAGAAUGAGCCCGCCUAUUGGUUCCCCAGCUUGUUUCCCGGUCGCAGCACCCAAACUGCAGUCACAGCGUAGUUUUUUACUCUCAAAAAAAAUAUGUAUUUAACACUAAUCAUAAAAUAUAUCUUUGUACAACUGUAAA
This is a messenger RNA of Drosophila kikkawai, 907 nucleotides long. It is a transcript of the gene lsn, whose product is annotated as vacuolar-sorting protein SNF8. Lineage: Eukaryota; Metazoa; Arthropoda; Insecta; Diptera; Drosophilidae. Gene Ontology annotation, biological process: protein transport to vacuole involved in ubiquitin-dependent protein catabolic process via the multivesicular body sorting pathway. The record is from RefSeq and is a predicted model, not a curated record. Gene Ontology annotation, cellular component: ESCRT II complex.